ACCUAACGGAAGUAGGAAAAUCGGAUUGGCUUGUAAAAAGCCUAAAAACCGAACUACUACUCCCGCAUCAUCUUUGUCUGUGGUUUUGGCACCAAAUAACAAACUUCAACCUGCUGCUACGGCUUCUUUUAUUUGGUCUAACAUAAUAAAUAGUGCCGCUUUUUAG
Racocetra persica is the source of this 166-nucleotide messenger RNA. The record is from the annotation of a GenBank genome assembly. Lineage: Eukaryota; Fungi; Glomeromycota; Glomeromycetes; Diversisporales; Gigasporaceae.